AUGAACUCUCUGAACCAGCAGUACGAGGAGAAGGUGCGUCCCUGCAUCGACCUCAUCGACUCUCUCCGCUCUCUGGGUGUCGAUGAGGAUUUGGCGCUGCCUGCUAUCGCCGUGAUCGGGGACCAAAGCUCGGGGAAGAGCUCCGUGCUGGAGGCGCUGUCAGGGGUGGCUCUGCCCAGAGGGAGCGGUAUGGAGUGUUUCUUUUUAAAUGUAUUCAUUUUGACAUUAUAAAGUUCAUUAAACGAUCACGUGACGGAAGUAAACUUGUAAAUUGUAGGUUUACAUGAAAUAACAUCACAUCUCUCUACCAGAUUUUCUCUUUUGCUUGGCUUUUCUUCGUUUUACCUUCUCUGUGUUGUUUUCCUCUGACACAAACAAUCCGCCAAAUUAAAGGAAAUUGUCUUUCCAAGAGGGAUUUCUGGUCCAUUUUCUUUUUUGCGCUUAGUGUUAGGCUGAUGUUUGGUAUUUAUAAGGCACUUUCUUUGUGAGGCAGUAAUCGGUGUAGCUGAGAGAGGUUACAGAAAGUAACCUCUAACCAAUCACUUGGGAUUUUAGGGCUUGAGAACGGAGGGGGGCUUAGGGGAUGGAUCAGGACAAGUGAAACAGGACUUCACUCUGAAUGUUAAUUUUCAGAGGGUUUCUGAGUAAUUCGGCAGACACACAUACGCGCGCGCUUUGUUACAGGUCCCAGACUGGGGUCCUUAAAACAGAUAAGGAUCCUGUGUAAAACAGGAGAGAACGUGGGUCAGGCAAGGGUGCUUCCGUUCUGUAGAUGGUAUAUAGAAUGGAUGUAAUCUGCCUCAUCCAUAGACUGUAUAUAAGAUGGACAGAGUCUGCCUCCUCGCUGGGUGAAGCCACUCCGAGAACAGCACCCUCUGAUGGUGGGCUGCAGUGCAGGUCAUAAAUCCCGCCUCCGCCAGCAAAGCUUAUGGGACUGUGGACAAACUUUAGAAAUUUAUUACACAGAACAUGAAUUUUUCUCCCCCCAGCUUGUGAUGUUGACAUGUAGUUAUUGUAAGACUGGUUUGUGCCCAAGUCCUUUUUUUUUUCUGUACAGCUCCGUUUUUUAAAGUUAUUAGGGGGUUCACGUUUUCUAUGAUUGACACUUGGUACAGCCUAUGGGCGUUCAGGGAUUGCGUUGCUCUCCCGGGGGGAUACGCUGUUUGAGCCGAGCGUCAUCACAGGGACUCUCUGCGACUGCAUGGCCGAAUGCGCGCAUCACUACUGCGCAGCUCUGGUUUCAAGGAAGUGGAGAAAAACUCAGAAUUACCGAGAGCUUUUUGGCUUCAAAUCCGUAUACAGGCGGAAGGCGGGACCAGGUGGUCCAUCUUAUAUACAGUCUAUGGCCUCAUCGCUGGGUGAAGCCUCCGUGAGAACAACACCCCCUGGUGACUGGCUGCAGUAUCAGUCAUCAACCCCACCUCCUCCAGUCUGGAGCUGUGACAAAUACAAGUCAUAUAAAUUUUUCUUCCCCCUGGUUGCAAUGUUCACAUGUAGUUCUCAUUGGACUGAUUUAUGCUAAAGUCCUCUUGUACUUUGACUAUCAAAACUAAAUUAGUCACUGAGAAGGAAAUGCAGGGGUUUGACGCACUGAAUCCAAGAAGGAAACAUGAAGUCUUUACUGCAGCUCAAGGGUAUUCAUUAUCCCUUUCAAUAAAUCAUACUUUCAAACAGUCCAUUUGAUGUAGAUGUACUUGCAGAUUUUGAUUAUAAAAUGGUAAAAAAGCUUUAGGGGUAGACAGAAAUAGCAGCACCCUGCCUCCUCUCUCUCUGAAUCAAGCAAACAAACACGUUAUAACACGAAUACCCUACUAACCAAAAUAUAACAUACACAGAUAUCAUAAAGUGUGAUGACGUAUUUUCUGUGCACCAUAUGUUUAUGGUUUGAUUCAGCACACCUGGUUAAAUGAAGCAUAUUUCCUCUAUGUCUUUCAAACUCUUUAUUGAUUUAGGAAUUGUUACAAGAUGUCCUCUGGAAUUGAAGAUGAAAAGGAAGAAAGAAAAAGAGGACUGGUAUGGAAAGAUAAAAUACAAAAAUUAUGAGGAGGAAUUGGAUGACCCUGCAGAUGUGGAGGAAAAAAUUAAAGAAGGUACGGUGCACAGUGCUACCAUGUCCUAAAUCAAAGACUGCAUGAAAUGGGUUGAUCUUGGUACAUUGUGUCUUGUCUCCACAGCCCAGGACAAGAUAGCAGGAAAGGGAGUAGGAAUCAGUGAAGAUCUCAUUAGUCUUGAAAUCGCUUCUCCUGAUGUUCCAGAUCUAACGCUCAUUGAUCUGCCCGGCAUUGCCAGGGUGGCUGUAAAAGAUCAACCAAAGGACAUUGGGGAACAGGUGAACUUUUUCAGUUUCUCAAAACAAGCUUGCAGCUGUUUUAUUAUGAGACAGCCAUGAGAAUGUGUGCCAUUAAAAAUGCUUCUGACACUGCCCCUAGAAAGAUGUGAAGAACCCCGUCAUGCAUAGUGGUCACUACAGUGGACACAUUUUCAGAAGGUGUUCUUUAGUAUAUGCAUGGGACUGUUGUUGUAGAUGCAUAUCAACCAACACAGUGGACACAUGUGCAUAAUACCUCACAUUGCCACCAACUGGCCAGUCAAGGGAAAUGUUUUUUUUUUUUUAAACUAAAAAUCAAGAUGGCCGACAGUGGCCAAGCACCUUAGGAAAUAUGUGUCAUCCUUCUAUUGCAGGGUACCACUGAAGGUAAAAAAAUAUACUGGCAUUCAGUAACAUCUGAGACUAAAUAUUGUCAUUAAAGUUUCUGGAUAUUUAUUUUAUACUGUGAGAAAUCUGUACUUAAUCAUGUGUCCCCUGAAUUGGACAUAAGGCCCUGGAUCAGUUGAUGAUAACAGCAGCAGUGGAUUUGAGAGUGAAGAAGAAGUUGUGAGAGGUUAGGUAGUUGAAGAUGCUGAGGGAGCUGAGCAUGUCCCACCAGACAAAGCUCAGGGACAGAGAAAAAUCAGAAAUGUUUGGAAAACCAAAUAUAACCAGUUUCAGGGUGACCUGUCUCAGUUUGUAGGUGAGUGGUAGAUGAAUGUCGAGGGAAAUUCUUACUGAAGCAAAAAAACUUAAUUGAUGCUUACAUGUUUUCUGGUUUGAGCCCUGUCUGUUUUACCAUAUCUUUGAAGUUAAAGUCAGACUGAACAGAGGCAGUAGAAAAGCAGAAAUAUUGAAGACUGUGUCGCUUUCUCAGAGAGAGUUUGGAAGGCUGUGGAUAAUAUUUUUCAGUCUUUUUGUAGAAAAUCUUAAGAAAUCUGCAGUUCAUUAGUUUGGGGCUAAGUUCAACAUUUUGCUUUGCUUUGAAUAUGUUGUAGAAUAUGUAAAAAUCUAAGAAGACAUAAAACUAGUUGCAUUAAAAAGGUUUUCACCUCACAGUUUAAACAGAAUAUCAUUUUCUGUCAUUUGUUUGUUAAAUUUUAAAAAAUUUACACGCACGGUGUCCAGCUGAGUGAAUAUUUUUGUAACUCCAUGAAAAAUAGGUUCCUGAAAAAAAAUUCAAUUGCAUCAUUUUUUAUAUGCCUAAAUUGUAACACAGGAAAAAAAUCUUAUCUGAAGAUCUCAUAAUUCAUGCAUUAAAGGGUUAAAGAGGGGGUAUUAUGCAUUUUUGCGCAGUCUACACUUCCUUUCUGAUACCUCUCUAAUAGCUUUAAAUGAUUUUCAGUUCCAAAAAAGCCAAGUGUUUCUCACUCUGCUGUACUAAAAUAUCAUUAUUUCAGCUUCCAUCUCAAAUGCUUAAUUUUAGCUCCUGUCUCUUUAAGGCCCCCACCUUCCACGACCCUACUUUCUUCUAAUGGGCCACCUCCCUGGAGGCUUUCUGGAGGGCAGAGCUCAAUGUUUUUGCCCUGCCCCUCUAGUGUGCUCCAUAAGUAAAGCAGGGAGCAGCAUUACCCCUUACUGCCACAGAUGUAUAUAGAAGACUAGACACGCCAGCGCGCUGUUGCAGCCCACUAAGCGACGUGCCUACAUGGCAGCCAUCUGAGCAGGGGCAACUUUCCCAAUAAAGGCAUUAGAUGUACAUGGGAAAUAAAUCAUAUCGCUCUCAUUUCUCAACCCAUUUACAUGCAGUCUACUUUAUUUUCACUGUCAAAAUAUAUGCUAUUAAUACAGAACUUUUUUUAUUAGUUUUUUAAAUCAAGUGCUCUGCAUUAAUAGCACAUGUUUUGGCAUUUACAAUAAAGUAGACCGCAUGAAAUUGACUGAGAAAUGAGCAAGAUAUUAUUUAUUUACCAUGUACAGCUAAUGCUUCUAAUGAGGAAAGUUGCCCCCUCUAAGAUGGCUGCCACGUAGGCACGCAGCUCAAAGGGGCACGUCAUAUCUACUGGCAAUAUCUAUGCUUACUGCUGUGGGUGUCACCUCACAUGUUGUUGGAGGUAGCCUGUUCUGCUGUGCGGGAAGCACCAAUUAACAAGUAGAGAAAGCCUAUUGCAAUGACAUCAUUCAUUCAGUAAGUCUUGUGUGAUCUCGAGACAUACCAUUAUAAGCAGUUUACAUAUAUUUUUCAGGAUUAUGGCAACAAAUGUUUACCUCAUGAUUUGAAAAUGUACAUAUACCUUGUAUGGACACCAAACAUUAUAACUUUGCAUUUUUUAUUCUAAAUGUGGAAAGGCACAAUACCACCCCUUUAAAGAGUUGUAAAAUUAAAAAAAAUCAAAUUAUGCACAACACUGAUUUGAAAGCUGUAAAACAAUUCACUCAUUCACAAUAUGAACUGAUGUUUCAGAUCAAGAGGCUGAUUCGAAAGUUCAUUACAAAACAAGAAACCAUCAGCUUGGUGGUUGUUCCAUGCAAUGUGGACAUAGCCACCACAGAGGCCCUGAAGAUGGCUCAGGAGGUCGAUCCUGAUGGAGAGAGGACUCUUGGUAAAAUAUAGAUAAAAACAUUUCAUCAAGAGGCAAAACUUUAGCAUUAUCUAUUCUAAGUCUGACAUAGUUCACUCUGUCUUUUUCCUCUUAGGUAUCUUGACCAAACCAGAUCUGGUCGACAAAGGCACAGAACAGACAGUGUUGGACAUUGUCCAUAAUAAUGUGAUCCCCCUCAAGAAGGGCUACAUGAUUGUCAGGUGCAGGGGUCAGAAGGAGAUCACAGACAAAGUGUGUCUUACUGCAGCAAUAGAAAAAGAGAGAGAUUUUUUCAAGGAACACUGCUGUUUCCAGUGAGUUCAUUCUUUGAUGGUGCAUUAAAAAAAAUGCAUUUUGACAAGAUGUGAGGCAUGUUUAAUUUUUUUCCUAUUUUCUUUUUCUUAAGGCUUCUCUAUGAUGAAGGCUACGCCACUGUCCCCAGACUGGCAGAAAAACUCACUAUUGAGCUGCUUGAUCAUAUCCAGGUAAAUCAGACACAUUUAUUUUUUCGGAUAGUUUCUCUACAGAUUGCUGAGCAUGCUUGAGAUGCUCACAUUAGAUAUUCAACCUGGUUUGAUUUGUAGAGAUCUCUGCCAAACCUGGAAAAGCAGAUCGAAAAUAAACUGAAGGCGACUUGUGCAGAACUGGACAGAUAUGGCGAUGGACCCCCAACUGACAGCAACGAGAGACUGAGCUUCCUUAUUGACGUGAGUUCAUUUUUGAGAUGUAGAAAUCACUGCAUCUCCAAACCUCAAGUUUAAACAGGAUGAUUUAUAUUACAGCCUGAGUGUUUAGCUUGACCCAAAAAACAGGAGACUUCAAGGCAGUCUUUAUUGUCUCACAAGAGACACAGAAAAAUGAACAAGCUAACAAAAAAUCUCUGCAGGCUGCAGCUGCUAGAGGCUGGCUGACCACCAAGCAGAAGACCAGAGCAAAAUGAGGCAAUGAGGCACCAAUCUGAUAAAUACAAAGGAAAAGGCAAUCAGAACAGGUCUAAUGUUCACAGAAUCUAGCAAAGUUUUCACCUGGAAAACUGAACCUGGCACUAUCAAGUAAGACGGAAUCAUCUGGCAGAGUAGUGGAGGCUGAGCAGGUCUUUAUGGAGAGGUGAGUUGAUUGCAGAGUGCCAUCAGUUGUCCCGCUACUCACAGCCACAAAGUAGGUCAGCCAUGCCCCCCAGCCACAGCCUAAAGGGCUGGCGAGAAAACAGAAGUCAAAGACACUUUCUAGACAAAAACAGAAGUACAAUAAACUCACUCUUAACAGAUUUAAGCCUCUUUGAAAAUCCUUUCUUUCUUUUUUUUUUUUUUUAGAAAGUUACUGCAUUUACACAGGAUGCUAUCAGCCUCACUGAAGGGAAUGGAGUCAGAGGUCAAUCUGGGGUCAACAUCUUUUUCACCCUCAGAAAAGAGUUUGCGGCAUGGAAAGACUUCAUUGACCGCUCUGGAGUUACUUGUAAGCAAAUCAUCAAGUAGUUUGACAGUUUCCAUAAACUGUAGCCUUCAUGUGAAUUAAACCAAUGAGUGAAAUGUCCUUUUAUCAUAGAAAGAGCAAAUCUACUGCAUCUAAUUGGAAAAAGCAGAAAAUUUUUCUUACUUAACAAAAUGAGUGUUUUGCUCCUGCUGUCAUGACCACUAGUAACCAACACUUGUCUGAUGUUUUACCAAAUUAAUUCCUUUUGCAGUCAACUGGAAUAUUGAAAAAGAGGUCUCUCACUAUGAAUCAAAGUACCGUGGAAGAGAACUGCCAGGUUUCAUCAACUAUAAGACCUUUGAGGAUGUGGUGAAGGAGCACAUCAAACAGCUGCAAGAGCCAGCAGUGCACAAACUCAAAAAAGUGUCAGGUAUGUGUUAUCAUGAUGCUUUGUAAUAGGCUUGGUCAGUAUCUGUUUUCCAUGAUCCUGGUCUUUCAAGACUCUGACUGGUUUGUAAUUUCUCACUUUUUUUAAGAAACUGUGAAGAGCGAGCUGCACAGGGUGGCACAGAAUAGUCUUGUGGGAUUCCCCAAUCUCCUCAAUACAGCUCAGGUUGUUUUUUCAUCCAUCGCUACUCACUGUCAAGUCUAGUUAACCUUUACGUAUGUAGUACAUUUUAAAACAACCAAUGUUGACCACAGUGCUUUACAGGGUGAAAGUUAAACAGGAAAACAAUUUUUAACACAGUAAAUUUAAAAAUGUGUUAAAUCUGUCAGGGAAAUAACACUCUCAUUGUGAAGGGAAGGUCAGGUCUUCAAUUAUUAAUAAAAACAUACAAGUAGCAUGAUGUUUUACAGGUUAUUGACAGUGUCUGCAAAGGCUCAGUCACCCCUGGUUUGGGCUUGUUUUAGACACAUCCAGGAGUACCUGAUUGAUUGAACCUCAGUGCUCUGACUGGAGUAUGAACAAGGAGAAGCUCAGCAAACUAUGGUGGUGCUAAUCCAUACAGGGCCUUAAAGGUGAACAACAAAUUUAAAAAGUCAGCGCUGUGAUGGGCGAGAAGCCAGUAAGGAGAGAGCAACACAGAUGUAAUGUGCUCUCUCCUUUUCAUUCUAGUCUAGAGCUGCAACAUUUUUAACAAGCUGCAGGCACUGAAUAGAUGACUGAUUAAAGCUCACAUUCAAAGAAUUAUAGAAGUCAAGAUGAGAUAUUAUGAAAGCAGAGAUUUUGCUAAAUCUUAAGAGGAGGGAGUUAAGCCUUAGAUAAAGACGCUGAGUCAAACAACAGCACUAUCUAAAUAAACACCAAGGCCCUUCACAGAAGAAAUACUAUUGGCGAAAGGGCCAAGAGUGCCUCUGUCCAGCUGUUUCAGACAUCCAACACAAUGACCUUCUCACUGAUUUGGGAAGCUGAGUCUCAGCCAUGACUUUCAGACAGUUGAGCAAGUGCUGUAGUGAACCCGGACUGCCCACCCUCCAAGGAAAAGAAAUUUCAAGAAACCAUUUGGGUUUGGUGUCACAGCAGGCAUGUAUACCAAAGUCACAACAAAUCAAACCAGGAACAAAGUCCAACAUAACAUCUGCUAAAAAGUUCACAUACACCUGAAUGAAAUCAUUUAGUACUGUGUUCUGUGUAUGUAUGCGAACAAAACUGAAUCAUCAUAACUCUUUUUUGCCCCUCAGAUGAAGAUUGAAUCCAUCAGAAAGGACAAGGAGGUUGAAGCAGAGGCGAUGCUGAGGACCCAAUUUAAGAUGGAGUCAAUAGUUUACACUCAGGACACCAUAUACAGCAAGAAGCUUGGGAAGAGAAAGAGGGAGCAAGAACAGGGCAGCGGAGGUUUCCCUUUUGUAACAACAAAAACCAGCACAACUGAGACAGGGGCCACCCUGAAGGAGAUGAUCAAACACUUUAAAGCCUACUACCAAGUCAGUACACUGAACAUGAUUUUCCUUUUUCUGAUUAAGCCAGACUCUUACUUUGGUUUGUUUUAAAUUUAUAUUUCUUCAAUGUGAUUGUUUGUCGCUGAAUCAGCAGGGCUGUUAUGUUGCAGACAUACACAAAAUGUGAAGUAAACCAAAAGACAGAACAUGGAGCAAUACUCAGUGCUUGUUUAUUGACACAUAAAAAGCAUCAAUUUAAAUUCAACCACCUCCUUUUGCAUGCAUUUUAUUGUAAGGUUUCGAUAGGUCCAGAGCAUCGGCAUAACAUAUAACUUUGUUUAUUGCUCUACAUAAAGACACAUCUAAGUUUGUAUGAAGUAUACACAUACAAGAAGCUAUUAAUGAUAUAGAGGGGUCAUUUGAUAACAAAUUUCAAACUAUAAGUAAUUUUUGUGACAUUAUCUCCAAAAGAUUGGAACUGUGUAGCACCCUGUCAUCCUCUCAAAACCACAGAUUGCUGGCCAGCGUCUGGCUGACCAGAUUCCUCUGGUGAUCCGCUACCAGGUGCUGCAGCAGUCUGCCCUCCAGCUGCACAGGGAGAUGCUACAGAUACUUCAGGACAAGGAGAAAACUGAGUUCCUGCUUCAAGAAGACAUGCGAACAAAAAACGAGAGAAACCAACUUCAGAAUCGCCUCAAGCGCUUGACAAAGGCACAGGAUCUAUUGACCAAUUUCAGAAUGAACAUAUACAACUUCAACUGA
Messenger RNA from Xyrichtys novacula (pearly razorfish), 8886 nucleotides. The record is from the annotation of a GenBank genome assembly. Lineage: Eukaryota; Metazoa; Chordata; Actinopteri; Labriformes; Labridae.